Molecule: messenger RNA, 486 nt
Organism: Ostertagia ostertagi
Lineage: Eukaryota; Metazoa; Nematoda; Chromadorea; Rhabditida; Trichostrongylidae
Source: the annotation of a GenBank genome assembly
AUGUAUCGUGUGGUAUUCGCUAUUGUUGUGUUGGCGGUGUGUGAAGCUGUGCGUGACCAGUCGAUCGCCGUCAAAGGACGACUGCUCUGUGGAACUGGACCAGCUAAAAACGUCCGCGUGAAGCUCAUCGACACAGACACCGGUCAGUUUCCACUCAAAAAUGAACGGGAAAAUUUGUCUCAAGCCUACGCUGAUCAUGCUUGCCGCAAAGGAUAUACCGACGACGACCCACGCCCCCUUUCUCGCCCUUCCGGUGGCACUGGACAUGAAACUACCGAUAUCGACCCUAUCCUCAGAAUCUACCACGAUUGCAACGAUGUCACCGGUAUAGCGAAUGUACCCAAGCCAGGAAGCCGUAAGGUAACGUUCCGUCUCCCAGGAAAGUACAUUACCUAUGCAAAACAACCAAAGACCACAAUGGAUAUCGGUGCAAUCAAUUUGGAACUACAUUUUCAGGAUGAAGGAAGAGAUUAUAUUGUCAGUUGA